This is a messenger RNA of Dipodomys spectabilis (banner-tailed kangaroo rat), 1251 nucleotides long. RefSeq names its product mesoderm posterior bHLH transcription factor 2 (gene Mesp2). Lineage: Eukaryota; Metazoa; Chordata; Mammalia; Rodentia; Heteromyidae. The record is from RefSeq and is a predicted model, not a curated record. The transcript has 2 exons. Gene Ontology annotation, molecular function: nuclear receptor activity; protein dimerization activity; RNA polymerase II cis-regulatory region sequence-specific DNA binding. Bases 1 to 924 code for a protein of 307 amino acids. Gene Ontology annotation, biological process: somite rostral/caudal axis specification; regulation of transcription by RNA polymerase II; heart morphogenesis. Gene Ontology annotation, cellular component: nucleus.
AUGGCGCAGUCGCCGCCGCCGCCGCCGCCGCCGCGGGGCCCCGCGGGCCCGGAGCCCUGGGUCUUCGCGCGGGGCUGGGCCCGGGCGGGACACGCGGACUCCGCGUCGCCGGCCUCCUCCUCGGACUCCUCGGGCUCCUGCCCGUGCGACGGCGCCCGCCGCCCGCCGCGGCCCGCGCCCCCGGCCGCCGCCGCCGCCGCCCCGCCGGCGCCCCGCCGGCCUCGAACCCGCGUCGCGGGCGGCGGGCCGCGGCGCAGCGCCAGCGAGCGCGAGAAGCUGCGCAUGCGCACGCUGGCCCGCGCGCUGCUGCGCCUGCGCCGCUUCCUGCCGCCGUCGGUGGCGCCCGCUGGGCAGAGCCUCACCAAGGUGGAGACGCUGCGCCUGGCCGCGCGCUACAUCGCGCACCUGUCGGCCGUGCUGGGCCUCCGGCGCCGGCGCCCGGACGCGGCGGGGCCCCGCGGCUGCCCGCUCUGCCCCGGCCCGGGCCCCGGCCCCGACGGGGCGGCCUGGGGAGACCCGCCCGCCGCGCCGCCGCCCCCCGGCUGCCCGCCGUCCCCGCCGCGCCCGGCCCCCGCCGCCCCGCUCUGGACCCCGCCCCGGGCCGCGCCCUGGACGCCGCCCCCCGCGCCUCCGGAGCUGGCCGAGGUGUUCCGGAACGUCCCUGUGUCUCCAGAGCCCUGCCUGUCCCUGGAGAGCCCCCCCCUCCUGGCCCUCCCUUCCUGCCAGAGACCCCAGCCUCAGCUCCAGUGGGGGUGCUGGGGUCCCGACGUCACAGAGCUGCUGCCGGGUCCCGGGGACCAGGAGCCGGGCCCCAUCUUCCCGCUCAGCGUGGUGAGCCCCGGCCUGAGCCCUGGCCUGAGGCUGGGCGGCUGCCCUGAACUUUGGCACGAGGAUCUGGACGGGCCACAGCUGGGCAUCUUCUAACGACUUUGCUGCCCCUGGGCAGCCCCAUCGGCCCGCGGCGUGAAUGCCUUCCCUUCCUCCUUGUUUGCUUCCCGGGGGGCUUUUGAGCUCUCUGGCAGCCACUGGUUUUUCUGAAGGAUGCCUCAGUGCCAACAGACGGACAGAUGGGUGGUGGGGUCCUCCUUGGCUGAAGGGGGCGGAGGGGGGGCAGGAGCACCCUCCACUGCCUGGCACCCCCGUGCUCUGACCCCAAAGGCAGCCAGGCUGGAAAAGGGGGGAGGGGCGGGGCCAGGCCUGGGCUCCCCACCCUUGGUCAGUGCAGUUCAGAAUCCUGUGGUUUAUUUUGUA